AUGUCUAACAUUUCUCUGCCAAGCGGAUUUCAUGGAGAACCCAAAUUUAUCAAUUAUCAAUUCUCGUUUUUCACAAUUCCGAUGCUUCUUGUAUUUAUCCCAAUUCUGUAUAUUCCUGGAACAGUUGUCGUUGUUCUUCGCAUUUUUUCUAAGUUUUUGACAGAAUAUUAUGAAAGAAAUGUAAAUGUUCAGUUGUUUGGGAUAAUCACGUUAUCGCAUUUUAUGUGUCUCCUCUUCUUCAUCGCGGAUUUUUUCUACAUACGGCUUCCCGUAACGGGUUUGUUCACCAGCUGGUGUGCCAGUUCUGAGCCAAAUGGUUAUUUGGUAAUACUCAUUAUUAUCACUUUUUACUUAAACUAUGCAACAAUGCUUUUUCCAUGCUUGGUGGCUUUGCUCAGGCUUAAUUCAAUAAUUUUUCCAUCGAAUUAUCAAAAGAUUAACGCUAGAAUUCUUGAUUGGCUACCGCUUAUAUUUAUUUAUCCAUUUUUCUUCACAGUUAUAAUGUUCCCAGGUUAUGGCUACUGUAGUCAUAUUGAAUAUCCUAUAUUUGGUUCAAUUAUCUUCAGAGUUACUGGUACAAUGUUCGGGUGGACAAAUAACUUUUUAUUAAUGUUUAACACAUUCUUCUGGUUUUCCAUUUGUCUCGGUUUCAAUUUGGUAUUAAUUGUAAAACUUAUAAAAUUCAAGCUCUCCGUGCCUCCUUCAAUGGGAUCCUUGGCGUCACAUAGAGCUGAAAUUUCAUUGACUUUGACAACUGUUUCAAUGUCAUUUUCUUAUCUUACUAAUGGGAUGAUUACGGUUUUUGGCCGCCUAUUCAAUAACCUUACCAUCUACUUGAUUGUUAUUCGUCCUUUCACAAAUGAUAUUGACACUUGUGUGGUUCCAUGGGUUUUCUACUUAACUCAUCCAAUUUUCAAGAAGAAAUCUGAAAAUCUAGUAGUGGUAGCAAGCGUGGAAAGAAUGAUUUCUUGA
Messenger RNA from Caenorhabditis elegans, 972 nucleotides. RefSeq names its product Serpentine Receptor, class U (gene sru-21). The transcript is spliced from 5 exons. The record is from RefSeq and is marked reviewed. The coding region runs from base 1 to 972 and encodes 323 amino acids. Lineage: Eukaryota; Metazoa; Nematoda; Chromadorea; Rhabditida; Rhabditidae.